This is a messenger RNA of Brienomyrus brachyistius, 1641 nucleotides long. Its product is annotated as proline-rich protein 36-like. Lineage: Eukaryota; Metazoa; Chordata; Actinopteri; Osteoglossiformes; Mormyridae. The coding region runs from base 857 to 1633 and encodes 258 amino acids. The transcript has 2 exons. The record is from RefSeq and is a predicted model, not a curated record.
AACGUAAGUAAUUCAUUUAAAUCUGCAUGUGAAUCAUUUAUGCUUGAAUAUAAAUAGAUAAAAACUAAUUAACCCUACAGUUUCCUUCAUGAAGGGGAUCUGUGCUUCUUUGUGGGGAUAGUCCCCUAUUUUCAGAUAUUGUGAAAUAAGGUAAUUUAUUGGGAUUAUAGUUUCUAUGCUAGUGGCACGGUGGUCCAGUAGGCGGCGCUGUUACUUAACACCUCCAUGUUUAGGGGUUUGAAUCUGGCUUCUGCUCUGUGUGUGUGGAGUUUGCAUGUUCUCCAUGUGCUGUGUGGGUUUCCUCCCGCAGUCCAAAGACAUGAAGUCAGGCUAAAUGGCGUCUCUAAUAGAGAGUGUGUGUCUAUGUACCCUAUGACUGACUGGCAUCCUGUCCAGGAUGUACUCCAUCCCUGUGCCCUGUCCUACCUGGGAUAGGCUCCAGGCCCCACAUCCCUGACCAGGAGAAAGGGGUAGAAGAUAGAUGGGUGGAUGGCUGUAGUUUUAUGUGUCUAUGAAUGUAUUGGAAUAUUGACUUACACAUCAGCCUUAAUUCUUAGAGAGACAUCCUGUAAUUCAGCUCUGAUAUCCUCAUCAGAUACUAAUACUGUCAUGACCUGCUUGUCGGCUCCUCAUGUGUGCCACGCCCCCUGCUUACCCACGUGUUCUUUACCGAUCGUACCCAGCUGUGUCUGAUUAUUUUCAAUCAGUCCUGUGUAUUUCAGUCCGUGUCUUACCUGAGUCCUUUGUCUGUCAUUGUUGUUAGCUGUAGUAUUGGUGAUGGUUACCUGCCUGUUUGCCUGCUUCGUACCAGCUAACCCGCACGAUCACCUGCCUGCACCACCCCGAUCGUGACAGAAUGACAGACCGUAAGAAAAGGAGGAAGCAGAGGAGAAGGAAGCACCUGGAGGAGCUGAUCAGUCUGGGCGCCUGCUCCCUCGCCAACCCCUGGCCUCUCGCGGAGGGCGAGAGAGAGGAGCUCGUCCUGGGCUCUGACCCAGAACCGCUCUAUCUGGGAGCCUACUCCCUAGCGAGGCUCUGGGCUCCCAGCGACGACGACGAGGAGGAUGAGCCCUUCACGUUCCCUGUGCUGGAGCCUAUCCCCCCGGAGCAGCUACCGCCCCUGGACCGGUACAGUUACCGGCCCGAACGACUGGCAAAUUGGGGAGGUUUUAGGGCUGUAAGGGACUCGAUCCCCCGAGUGCCCCGGGUCCCGAAGAGGAUCGCACCCGUCUCCCCCUCCCAGGACUUGCCAGUUCUGCCUGCGCUGUCAGCGCAGCUCCCGCCUCUGCAACCUGCGCAGCCGGAGCAGCCAUCACCGCUGUCCGCUACGUCUGCGCAGCUUCCUCCACCUGCGGCUUGCCAGUCCGAGCAGCCGCCGCUGCCUGCGGACCCCGAUCCCGUGCAGCCGCCGCUGCCUGCGGAGACCACGCCCACACCCACGCCCAAGGCGCCCUCUCUGCCGCUCCUACAGCCUGCAGCUCUUGGGCAGGCGCCCCCCCUGCAGCAACCUGCAGCUCCCGGGCAGGCGCCCCCCCUGCAGCAACCUGCAGCUCCCGGGCAGGCGCCCCUUCCACUGCCUGCCCUAGUGACUUUGCCCCCAGUGACUCCUCUGUCCUCGCCCCGUCAUCCUUGACCCCGAUC